AUGGCAGCAGCGAACUCGGACGCCUAUCAGGCAACCCGCAACAACGCGAACUUCGCACCUGGACCGACCGACAAUGGGCCGUUGGAGAAAGACUUCUCAAAUGGCUACCACCUCGACAACAACAUGGAUGUCGACACCGCCUUGAAAAGGAUCCAGACGACCGGCAGUCUCUCAAUCUCCCCCGAACUCUUCGAGAAAAUCUAUCUCUCGCCCCAAAACAGAGUCGCUGGCGAGCUUCGCAAGACCUUCGGUAACCCUACGCCUCUCUGUCUUGUUGGCUUCCUGCUUUCCCUGACACCGCUCUCCUGCAUCCUCAUGGGCUGGCGAGGCGCCGGAGGGUCGGGUGCAUCUGAUACCGCAAUAUACUACUUCUUCGGCGGCCUACUUAUGAUUCUUGGAGCAAUCGGCGAAUGGAUCAUUGGCAACACCUUCCCGUUCGUGGUCUUCGGCUCGUUCGGCGCGUUCUGGCUCUCGUUCGGUGGUACCCUCACACCCUGGUUUAACGCGUACGGUGCCUUCUCGACAACUGGCGUCCCGGCGCAGGGUCUUGAAGAGCCUGGCUUCUACGCCAGCUUUGCAUUCUUCCACGUGUUCAUGGGCGUCCUUUGCUUCAUCUACAUGAUCUGCGCCCUUCGCACGAACGUCAUCUUCCUUCUUAUCUUCGCGUUCUUGGUGCCCGCUUUUGGUUGCCUCGCUGGCGCAUACUGGCAGAUUGCGAAGGGGAACAUGGCCCUUGGGGCCCAGUUGACCGUUGUCGCUGGCGCAUUGACGUUCGUCGUUGACCUGCUCGGUUGGUGGAUUUUUGCAGCCAUCAUGCUGGCAGCACUCGACUUCCCCUUCCAAAUCCCAGUCUUCGACAUCUCUCACAUCAUCAAGGGUGCAAGCGAGAGGCAGAAAAUGAAGGAGGAGCGCAUGGGCGCCGGCGACGCCUAAAGCUACUUAGCGAAACCAACUGGUUGCUGGGAGGUGGCAAUGGGAGUGAAUAUUCGGCGUUCGCGGUAGCGCCAGCGGACCAGCUGUAUUCAUCGAACG
Baudoinia panamericana UAMH 10762 is the source of this 1032-nucleotide messenger RNA. RefSeq lists its product as uncharacterized. Bases 1 to 933 code for a protein of 310 amino acids. The transcript has 7 exons. Gene Ontology annotation, cellular component: plasma membrane. The record is from RefSeq and is a predicted model, not a curated record. Gene Ontology annotation, molecular function: acetate transmembrane transporter activity. NCBI's taxonomy places the organism in Eukaryota, Fungi, Ascomycota, Dothideomycetes, Mycosphaerellales, Teratosphaeriaceae.